GCAGCAGGUGACGAAGAAGAUCUCAGCUGUUUUGUCAACAAUGUAGGAGCGUCCGCUCCGGAAAGCGGGCGUAGUAUGUAGCUGUUGUGCCUUUUCUGCUCUUUGGCGAUGUUCAGUCAGAGUAUAUAGUUUGGAAAUUUGAACGCUGGAGUGUGUAACAAUCAGGGUUGAGUAAACAUUUGCGAAAAUGAACAAAGACUCGCCUCUGUCGGGAGUAAAUGUAGUGCUUGUUAUGGCCUACGGGAGCCUGGUGUUUGUGUUGUUGUUUAUCUUUGUGAAGAGGCAGAUUAUGCGGUUUGCGGUGAAGUCCCGCAGAGGACCGCACGUCCCGGUGGGACACAACGCCCCAAAGGACUUGAAAGAAGAGAUCGAGUCACGGCUCUUUAAAGUGAAUAAUAUCCGCUACGAGCCGAAGUUGCUGUCACAUGAUGACGACAGACUGAAGCAGAAUGGCUGUUAUAACUACCUGUACAGAAUGCAAGCCUUGGAUGCCAUCAGAGAUGCCGACAUCCUUUCACCUGAUUUGGCCCGCAGCCCCAGCGCUCUGACCGGCCCCUGCUACAGGAAAUGGCUGCUAGACCUGCGCAAUUUUCACACACUGAUCAAAACCAGCCACAGAAGCCUCAUUGACCGCCUGCUGGACGGCUAUGACAACGCUCGUCACGGCACCGCGGUGUUCGGCGAAGCUGAAUUCCUCAAGUACAAAGAAGACUUGGCGGAGCUUGCUGCCAUUGUAAAGGUGCACUCCAGCACCAGCAGCCUGAAUCAUCAGCAUCAGUCAGCAGCUAAAGACCUGACUAGCUCACCUGGUCCGUCCUCAGCCUCCACCAUCCAGGUGACGUACCUGCCCUCCUCAGGCCAGCGCAGCAAGAGACCCAAACACUUCCUCGAGCUCAAGAACUUUAAGGAUAAUUAUAAUACGCUGGAGAGCACGUUAUAGGCACCAAUGCUUGUCUGGUCAGGCACACGGGAGGCCAGACAUUGGCAGCGGACUGGCCUUGAUGUAGAGGCGAGGACUCUGCUGACCUUGUACUGCAGUGUAAAGUGCAGAAUGAGUGUUAAAGACUGAAGCCGGGGCUGUUUAAACCUCAGUGACUUCCAGAGUAGAGAUCAACUGGUAUAAAGCACAGAGGCCAAUCUGUGACCGGCCAAAAGGAGACCGGACCGUAUUUUUGCGCAAUGGUGACAAGCCUAAAACUCGUCUUUUGGAAGACAGUUUAAAGGAUAGGGGCAGGAGAUGGUGUUAAGGUACGACCGGAUUUAUCAGUUAAAAUGGUGUCAGUGUUACCUACUGAGGAAAAGUCACUGCCGCUGUUCGUUCCUUGAUUCACAGCUGCCUGUAUGAACUAGAGAAUCCACAGAAAGAUUAGAAAUCAUGAACAAAUACAUUACUGUGACACUGUAUAACAAUUGGUAAGUGAUCGGGAGCAUUCAGAUGGGAUUUAGAAAAAGCUGACUAGCCACUUUUGAUGCUUAAUUUUCAGUAAUUCUCCCACCAAGUCAGUACAUUACUGUUGCAUCUGGUAUUAAAUAAGAAAAGUACGCUAGAACAGGAAACCCGGGAGACGGAACAAACGCUUGUACAUAUGCGAAGUCCUUUAAGUGCAAUUUAUUUGCAGUGUGUUCCGGAGGAAUGUGAAAAAUUUAGUGAUCGAUUUGGAACUAGAGCUGCUAUGCAUUGAGUCUGUGCAUAUGUGACUUAAAUCACGAAUCCUCACAAUCAAAACAAAGCCUUGUGUGUCUUUUUUUUUCUUCUUUUUCUUCAAAUGUUAAAAAGGUACCUAGUAGACGCACCCCAAAUCAAAUAUCAUGCACUAUUGUGUGUGUGUGAUGGUGUACUGAAACUGAACUGAGAAAUAAACUGGAAUAUUGUACGCUUCAUGCACUCAAUGCUUGCAGCUUUGCAUAUGUAGUGGAAGAGAGGCGAAAAAAUUGAAUAAUGUCUGACAUCACUCCUGUGGGCAAGAAAUCUUAUAAAGGUGUUUUAAAUUA
Molecule: messenger RNA, 1992 nt
Organism: Tachysurus vachellii
Lineage: Eukaryota; Metazoa; Chordata; Actinopteri; Siluriformes; Bagridae
Gene: ltap1
Product: chromosome 5 C1orf43 homolog
Exons: 7
Coding region: 188-940 (250 amino acids)
Biological process (GO): phagocytosis
Source: RefSeq, a predicted model, not a curated record